GUGAGAAUGCCGUUCAAUAAAAUUAAUCCAGAUUUACAGAGGGAGCGAGAUAAUUGCACUUUUAAUGUUACGGAACUAACAAAUUUAUUAGAUGGCGGUCCUCAAAAAACUAAGGAGAGAAAACAGCGAGAGGAUAUGGUAUUUAAUGAAGGUGUCCAUAAUGAAUCUGUGCCAGGGAUGUAUUUGAGCUAUAAGGAGAAAUAUGAACUAGCUAUAAAAAAAUCUUGUGCCACAUUGCUAAUGAUCAAGAAAUUACAAGAGAAAGGAAAGGCCGGCCUCGACAGCUAUAUAGCCCUUCUAGGAGGUUCUUUGGCAACGGCUAUUGUCGGCGAUGGCAACCCGCUGGCUCUUCACUAUAUCAUGUUUAUACCCACCAUUAUGGGACAAGGGACAGUAGAACAGCAAGCCUACUGGAUGAGUAGGGCUAUCAAUUUGGAUAUUAUCGGUUCAUAUGCCCAGGUAUCUUCGUAA
This is a messenger RNA of Zerene cesonia (dogface butterfly), 471 nucleotides long. Its product is annotated as probable peroxisomal acyl-coenzyme A oxidase 1. The record is from RefSeq and is a predicted model, not a curated record. Gene Ontology annotation, biological process: lipid homeostasis; fatty acid beta-oxidation using acyl-CoA oxidase. Gene Ontology annotation, cellular component: peroxisome. Gene Ontology annotation, molecular function: acyl-CoA oxidase activity; fatty acid binding; FAD binding. NCBI's taxonomy places the organism in Eukaryota, Metazoa, Arthropoda, Insecta, Lepidoptera, Pieridae. The coding region runs from base 7 to 471 and encodes 154 amino acids. The transcript has 3 exons.